Vicia villosa (hairy vetch) is the source of this 1376-nucleotide messenger RNA. RefSeq lists its product as uncharacterized. The coding region runs from base 144 to 1190 and encodes 348 amino acids. The transcript is spliced from 9 exons. Gene Ontology annotation, cellular component: membrane; endoplasmic reticulum. The record is from RefSeq and is a predicted model, not a curated record. NCBI's taxonomy places the organism in Eukaryota, Viridiplantae, Streptophyta, Magnoliopsida, Fabales, Fabaceae. Gene Ontology annotation, biological process: endoplasmic reticulum tubular network organization; membrane organization.
CCCUAAUUAACCCCCCGCUGGCAAACGACACAUGGUUUUGCGUUUAAAAAGAACAGAAAAAUAUUCCCCCACUUGCGUAGAAAAAUCAGAGUGAGAGAAGAAGUGAAUAGUGUGUUGAAAAUUAGGUAGCAGAAACAACAAAAAUGGGGGAAGAGAAAGAAGAUCCUCAGAAACUCAAGCGAUUGGCGGCGGAUUCAUACGAUUACGACAACGACUCUCGAUGGCCCGAUUACUGGGCCAACGUUCUCAUCCCUCCGCAUAUGUCCUCUCGCUCCGACGUCGUUUCACACUUCAAACGCAAAUUCUAUCAACGCUAUGUUGAUCCUGAUCUUGUGGUAGACCCGAUGUCUUUUGGCAGUUCAUCUCAGCCACCACGGCCGACACCUACCUCAUCAUCAUCAUCAUCAGCACCACCGCGGUCAAAUGAUCAAGCUCGGGCAAGAAGCACUGGAUCUACUAAUAGAACUUCUGGGACAUCUGCAACUGCGGGUUCUAAUCCAACUCCUCUGCGUUGGGAUCGACAAACAAUUCUAUUCUCUGUUAAUGCUUGGGUGUUUGUUGUGGCUUUCCUUGCAGCUGUUCCAGUGAUACCUAAGCAUCUUUCUCAUAGGGCUUAUCGUCUUUCUUUUAUGGGUACUACAUGUUCUUCUCUAUACUCAUUGUACUCACAAUAUGGGAAACCAAGAGCGUGGAAUAUGCAGGCCUUGCAAGUUUACUUUCAGUCGAUAAUUGCUUCAAAGGAUUUUAUAUACUUUGUGUACUGCCUUACAUUUGUUACAUCGCAUCUUUGCCUUAAAUUUGCUUUGAUCCCUAUCUUAUGUUGGUCAUUUGAACACGUUGCCAAGUUCCUUAGACGUAAUUUCAGUCGCUCUACCUUGUACAGGAAGUACUUGGAAGAGCCUUGUGUUUGGGUGGAGUCAAACAAUACUACUCUCAAUAUACUAACAUCACACGCUGAGAUUGGACUUGGAUUCCUACUCAUCAUCUCGUUGUUCUCGUGGCAACGCAACAUAAUACAAACAUUCAUGUACUGGCAGCUUUUAAAGCUCAUGUAUCAUGUUCCUGUUACUGCUGCAUACCAUCAGAGUGUUUGGGCUAAAAUUGGGAGGACGAUCAAUCCACUCGUCCACCGUCAUGCACCGUUCUUGAAGACUCCUCUAUCUGCAGUUCAAAGAUGGUGGCUAAGGUAGAAGUUUGGCUAAAGUUGUUAUUUUUUAAUUGGAACAACACCAAGUAGACAUUUUUGUGUUUUCACCUCCAAAUACAAAUUGGUUACAGUGAACUGUAGUAGAUAUUGGGAUGAAUAAUGAUUUAGUUGUUAUUGACUAUUUGAUUAAGUAUUGUAUGCAUAAUUACACUAGGUUUAUUCCUAUUAA